AUGAUGGAAAGAAUAAGAAAAGAGAUGAUCCUGAUGGAGAGAGGGCUGCACAGCCCUACAGCUGGCAAAAGGCUCUCGAAUUUGUCAGACUCAGCUGGAAAUGCGGUGUUGGAGGCCCUUGAAAAUUCUCCGCACAGUGGUCGCCUCAGCCCGAGACUGACUGCCGCCUCCCUGCACAGCGCUAUAGGGGACAUCUCCGCCAAAGGCAAAUUUGAAAUAGACACUUUAUUCAAUCUCCAGCAUCCGAGCAGCGAAAGUACUGUCUCCUCCGAAAUCCCGCCGUCGGAAAGCAGGAAGAAAAUCAGCCUUUAUUCCGAAGUUGCUCAAGAGGCAGAUAUGAACAGUGAUGUGGAGGUGGGCUGCUCCGCGCUCCGCUCCCCGGCCAGCCUGACUUCCUCCCAGCUGAAGGAAAACAGUAACAAAGGCUACGCGGAGAGCAGCCCGACGCCCAGCGCCCCCGCCGCCGCCGCGGGGGGGGGGGGGGGGGGGGGGGGGGGGGGGGGGGCGGGCGCCGACCAGGUGCGCCGCUACCGCACCGCCUUCACCCGGGAGCAGAUCGCCCGCCUGGAGAAGGAGUUUUACCGCGAGAACUACGUGUCGCGGCCGCGGCGCUGCGAGCUGGCCGCCGCCCUCAAUCUCCCCGAAACAACCAUCAAGGUGUGGUUCCAGAACCGGCGGAUGAAGGACAAGCGGCAGCGCCUGGCCAUGUCCUGGCCACACCCGGCCGACCCCAGCUUCUACACCUACAUGAUGACCCACGCGGCGGCCACGGGCAGUCUGCCCUACCCUUUCCACUCCCACGUCCCGCUGCACUACUACCCGCACGUCGGGGUCACGGGGGGGGGGGGCGCCGCCGCCGCCUCGGGAGCCGCCGCCGCGCCCUUCGCCACCUCCAUCCGCCCGCUGGACACUUUCCGGGCCCUCUCGCACCCCUACUCCCGCCCGGAGCUGCUCUGCAGUUUCCGACACCCCGGCCUCUACCAGACGCCGCCAUGUCCUGGCCACACCCGGCCGACCCCAGCUUCUACACCUACAUGA
Messenger RNA from Ficedula albicollis (Collared flycatcher), 1038 nucleotides. RefSeq names its product even-skipped homeobox 2 (gene EVX2). Gene Ontology annotation, cellular component: nucleus. The coding region runs from base 1 to 1038 and encodes 345 amino acids. The transcript is spliced from 5 exons. Gene Ontology annotation, biological process: regulation of transcription by RNA polymerase II. Lineage: Eukaryota; Metazoa; Chordata; Aves; Passeriformes; Muscicapidae. The record is from RefSeq and is a predicted model, not a curated record. Gene Ontology annotation, molecular function: DNA-binding transcription factor activity, RNA polymerase II-specific; RNA polymerase II cis-regulatory region sequence-specific DNA binding.